This is a messenger RNA of Caenorhabditis remanei, 342 nucleotides long. RefSeq lists its product as uncharacterized. Lineage: Eukaryota; Metazoa; Nematoda; Chromadorea; Rhabditida; Rhabditidae. The transcript has 3 exons. The record is from RefSeq and is a predicted model, not a curated record. Bases 1 to 342 code for a protein of 113 amino acids.
AUGUCCGACAUAGCAAAUAGUGGAACAUUUUUGCAAGCGUCAUCCCCAAUCGACUCUGCUCUUUUCUUUGUUUUUGCUGCUUUUAUUCUUAACGUCAUCGUCGUGAUAAUAGCAUUCUGCUAUUUCGAUCCGGCACCCCAUGAACCUGCUCUCGUAUACCGUACCUACCAUACAUUACGUCGUUUGAGUCGACGAAAUGCAGAAGCACGAAUUCGAAUGUCCAUAAAAUCAGAAGAACAAGAGGAGGAAAGCAACGAUUCACCGGCUCAAGUGCUCUUUGUCUCAACUCCUGGUCAACAACUACAUUGUGAUGUAUGCAAUUCGGUUUUGAAACUGGUAUAA